This is a messenger RNA of Zootoca vivipara (common lizard), 2969 nucleotides long. The record is from RefSeq and is a predicted model, not a curated record. Lineage: Eukaryota; Metazoa; Chordata; Lepidosauria; Squamata; Lacertidae.
UGUGGGAGGUGCCGGGGUGGCGAGGGCAUGCGGCUGCUUUGCUUGGAGGAUCUUCUCCCGUUCUUUCUCCGCAGGCUGUGCAAUGGCAAAGGACAAACCCUGUGCAUCCUCCUUACGAUGCCCUGGAGAGGAAGCGAUCACCAUGCGUCCAGUUCAGGGAUUGAUUAACAUUGAGGAGGUCUCCUUCAGUGUUACUGACGAGGAAUGGGCCCUGCUGGAUCCAGGACAGAGAACUCUGUGUGAGGAGGUCAUGCUGGAGAUUCAUGAGAUGGUGGUAUCUGUGGGAGAUGUUUGGGGGAUCCAGACUGAGAGGGAACCAUCAGAAGUGGCACCUGAAAGUGCUGAGGAGCAGGAGGAGCAACGAAAACUGCAGGUUCAAGUUGGAACCAGGAGACAAGAGGGGAGAGAAAUUCAGAAGGCAGGGAGAGAUUCCACUGCUUCUCAGGUUAAUGGAAACCAAAUCACCAAAGGGGAGAAAAAGUAUAAAUGUAAAGUGUGUGGAAAGAGAUAUCCUUCUCGCUCAAGGCUUACUUCACAUCAAAGAGAGCACUCGGGUGAAAAACCAUAUGAAUGCCAGGAGUAUGGAAAAAGCUUCAUUCACAAUGAGUCCCUCGCUAAGCAGGGAAGCACUCAUAUGGGGGACAAGCCUUAUAAAUGUUUGGAGUGUGGAAAGAGCUUCAAUAAAAGUGGAGAGCUCACUUCCCAUCAAAGAAUUCAUACAGGGGAGAAACCUUAUGAAUGCUUGGAGUGUGGAAAGAACUUUAGGCACAAUGCAUCCUUCCUUAAGCAUCAAAGAAUUCAUACAGGGGAGAAACCUUAUGAAUGUUUGGAGUGUGGAAAGAGCUUCAGUCGCACAGACUCCCUUACUUUGCAUCAAAGAAGUCACACAGGAGAAAAACCUUACAAGUGUUUGGAAUGUGGAAAGAGCUUCAUUAAGAGUAGCCACCUCACAAGACAUAAAAGAACUCAUACAGGGGGGAAACCUUAUAGAUGCUGCAAGUGUGGAAAGAGCUUCAGACAACGUGACUAUCUCACUGCCCAUCAAAGAACUCAUACAGGAGGGAAACCUUUCAAGUGUUUGAAAUGUGGAAAGAACUUCAGUUGCACAGACUCCUUUACUUUGCAUCAAAGAACUAAUGCAUGCAGAAAGCCUUAUAAAUGUCUGGAAUGUGGACAGAACUUCAAUAGGAGAGGCCAGCUCACUAGACAUGAAAGAACUCAUACAGGGGAGAAACCUUAUAGAUGCUGGGAGUGUGGAAAGAGCUUCAUUGACAGUAGCUCUCUCACCUCUCAUCAAAGAAUUCAUACAGGGGAGAAACCUUAUAAAUGUUUCGAGUGUGGAAAGAGCUUCCUUCGGAGUGACUCUCUCACUAUGCAUCAAAGAAUUCAUACAGGAGAAAAACCUUACAAGUGUUUGGAGUGCGGAAAGACCUUCAUUCGCAGUAGCAACCUCACAAGACAUAAAAGAACUCACACAGGGGGUAAGCCUUAUAGAUGCUGCGAGUGUGGAAAGAGGUUUAGUGACAGUGACACUCUUACGAAACAUAAAAGAACUCACACAGCGGGAAAAACUUUUAAGUGUUUGAAGUGUGGAAAGAACUUCGGUAGCAAAGACUCCCUUACUUUGCAUCAAAGAACUCAUGCAGGUAGAAAGCCUUAUAAAUGUCUGAAAUGUGGAAAGAACUUCAAUCGGAGUGGCCAGCUCACUAUACAUGAAAGAACUCACACAGGGGAGAAACCUUAUAGAUGCUGGGAGUGUGGAAAGAGCUUCAGUCAGAGUGCCGCCCUUAAUCAACAUCUUAUAACUCAUACAGGGAAGAAACCUUAUAAAUGUUUCGAGUGUGGAAAGAGCUUCCGUAAUGGUGACUCUCUCACUAUGCACCAAAGAAUUCAUACAGGGGAGGAACCUCAUGCAUGUUUGGAGUGUGGAAAGAGCUUUCGUUAUCCUGCAUCCCUUACCGUUCAUCAAAGAACUCAUACUGAGGAAAAGCCUUACAGAUGCUGGGAGUGUGGAAUGAGCUUCAGGGAAAGAAGCCACCUUCGUUCGCAUCAAAGAACUCAUACGGGGGGGAAACCUCAUGAAUGUUUGCAGUGUGGAAAGACAUACCGGCACAGUAGCUCUCUUACCUCACAUCAAAGAACUCAUACAGGGGGAAAACCUUAUAAAUGCUGUGAGUGUGGAAAGAGCUUCAUUGACAGUAGCUCUCUUAGCUCACAUCAAAGAAUUCAUACAGGGGGAAAACCUUAUAAGUGUUGUGAGUGUGGAAAGAGUUUCAGGAAGAGUGGCCACUUUAAUCAGCAUCUGAGAACUCAUACAGGGGGAAAAACCAUAUAAACGUUUGGAGUGCAAGAAGAGCUUUAAUCAGAGUAGCCAACUUACUAAACAUAAGAGGUUUGGUAGCAGAACCUACCUGACUAGACCUCAAAGAACUCAAAUAGGGGAAACAUCUUAGAAAGGGUUGGAGUGUAGAGAGAUCUUCAGUCAUAUCAAGAGAUCCUACAGGGAGCAUAUGAAAGAUUGUGCUGAGUGCUAGAAUUGGCUUCUGAAUCUUUAAUUUUCCUUAACUCUUUUUUCGUAAUUGGAUUUUUUUUUGGCCUUCCAUUUUGGAGGAGAAGCCUGCCUCUUCAGUAUAGAGGCAAUUUGUGGCCCUUCUCCUUUAAGCCAGUGUGCGGUACUACCAAGAGUCCAAAGAUUGCUCUCCUUGAUUUCUUAUUCUUCCAGUGCAUUUCACCAUUUCUGCAUAUUCCAUUAAUUUUAAUUGAAAAUCUUCCUUAGUGGACUUUUAAAAAUAGGAUGACGAAAAUGUAUUGAUUAUUUGAGGACACAUUGUAAACAAAACGUUAGCGGGAUUGAUAUAAACACAUGCAGUAAGAGAUAAUUAAGGGGAGGAUGAGGUGAAAAUUAGAAAUAUACUGUAUUUGAGUUGGAUAUGCCGUAACAAAAAUAUAUGAAAGAAAUAACCGCAGAA